ACAAUUUCUGAUGUCAUCUUCAGGGUGUCUGAAAAGCUGGUAAACUUGCCAAGGUCCAUCCAGCAGAGUGUCUCGCCUGCAUCUGCAGCUGGAGGACGGAAACACGUCCUUCUGCUGGCUACGACUCGCUCAGGCUCUUCUUUCGUUGGUGAAUUUUUUAACCAGCAGGGAUCCAAUAUGUUUUACCUGUUUGAGCCGCUGCGGCAUGUGGCGCUAAUGUUAUCAGUCAAGAUGGACGGGACGAACGCCACAGUCGCUGAACCAGUGUAUCGAGACGUUCUGCAUCAGCUGUUCCUCUGUGACUUUUCCUUGCUGGAGAGCUUUAUCAAACCCCCGCCGAAGGAUCAUGUGACAGCUGCGCUCUUCCGCCGUUAUUCUAGCCAGUCGCUGUGUGAAGAAUCCGUCUGCACGCCGCUUGUUAGAAAAGCGUUUGAGCAAUUCCAGUGCAUAGAGCGGCGCUGCGGGCCGCUCAACCUGACGCUGGCCUCUCAGUCCUGCAUGCAGAAGAAACAUCAUGCGAUUAAGUCCGUCCGUGUCCAGCAGCUAGAGACGCUACGGUCGCUGGCCGAAGAUCCUAGACUCGACAUGAAGUUCAUCCAGCUGGUCAGGGACCCUCGCGCCGUUCUCGCCUCACGAAUGGUUGCCUUCUCCAGAGAGUACAAGAUCUGGAAGAAGUGGGCCGUGGACGAAGACCUUCCAGUGGAUGAGGUUGAAGUGAGAAAACUCAAAGAAAACUGCGACAACAUCCGCAUGUCUGCUGAGAUCGGACUCGAGCAGCCACCAUGGCUUCGCGGACGCUACAUGCUAGUGCGUUAUGAGGACAUCGCACGAUUCCCCAUGCGCAAAGCUGCAGAGAUGUACAGCUUUAUAGGCAUUCCCUUCACCACAACGGUGGAAGAGUGGAUCCUAAAAAACACUCAGGCAUCUAAGAAAGUCAGUGAAGUUUUUUCCACCCAGAGAAAUUCCUCUGAACAGGUGGAGAAAUGGAGGUUCAGCAUUCCCUUCAAACUGGUUCAGCUGGUGCAGAAAGCAUGCGGCCCCACCAUGACUCUGUUCGGCUACAAGUUUGCUGAAAACAAAGACAUGUUGAUCGAUAAAUCAGUGAGCCUGAUCGAAGACAGAACAUUCUUAUGAUACUGUACAUACUUCAUGAAGAAGAAUGCUGAGAUUUAGGAAGUUGUUUGUGACAUGAUUGAAAUAUUAUGCAGAAAUGAAUUAUAUAACUUAAGCAUUACUGAAUGAAGAAAUAUUUUGACAAGUACAGUAGAAAAGAUAAUUGAGUUGAAGUGAAUUGGCACAUAGCAGGUGUUUGGGGUGUUUUCAACUGUACUGUAUAUACUAUAUGUUUUGAGGGAAAUUAGCUAACAGACGUUUCUGAUCUGCUUCAGUGUGUUCAGAUAUUCUUUCCUCCUAUCCGCUGUCAAUAAAAGACACAAUGAUUU
Molecule: messenger RNA, 1442 nt
Organism: Megalobrama amblycephala (Wuchang bream)
Lineage: Eukaryota; Metazoa; Chordata; Actinopteri; Cypriniformes; Xenocyprididae
Product: carbohydrate sulfotransferase 3-like
Exons: 1
Biological process (GO): N-acetylglucosamine metabolic process
Molecular function (GO): N-acetylglucosamine 6-O-sulfotransferase activity; chondroitin 6-sulfotransferase activity
Source: RefSeq, a predicted model, not a curated record